This is a messenger RNA of Bicyclus anynana (squinting bush brown), 3284 nucleotides long. Its product is annotated as G-protein coupled receptor moody. Gene Ontology annotation, biological process: G protein-coupled receptor signaling pathway. Bases 375 to 1523 code for a protein of 382 amino acids. The transcript has 10 exons. The record is from RefSeq and is a predicted model, not a curated record. NCBI's taxonomy places the organism in Eukaryota, Metazoa, Arthropoda, Insecta, Lepidoptera, Nymphalidae. Gene Ontology annotation, cellular component: membrane. Gene Ontology annotation, molecular function: G protein-coupled receptor activity.
GUUUUUGACAGUCGCAAAUCUGCUUUCAAUGACGAAGCACGUGUUAACGUGCAGAUGAAAUGUUGGCGCGAAUUAUUUUAUCGUAAGAAACUAAACAUUAGGAAGUGAUUAUUUAAUUUUAUUUGUAAUGACUGAGACGUUAAAAUAUAUACUACGUAUUACUGUAGUGACAACUUUAUAUUACGUAUUGAUCAGUGUGUUUAAAGAAAUCAAACGAUUUAUUUUGACUGGAAGUGAGAACGAGGUUUGAUAACAUUGGAUUGUUUUAGCGUGAAAAUCGAUUUUGGAAUAAACCCUCAAGUUUAGCCUCGAACGGCAUGAAGAAUCGUUAAACGAGUACGAGACUAUCAAAUACAACAACACAGAUAUUCAAAAUGGCGGAUGCAGACAUUUUCAAUUUCACUGAGCAGAAUGGAAACGUACAACAAAGUGAACUAUCUAAGUUCUCAACGACUCUGCUCACGUUCGCAGCGAUCGUGACCGGUGUGAUCAUGGUCAUAGGGCUGUUCGGCAACCUGCUCACGGUGGUCGCCCUUCUCAAGUGCCCCAAAGUGCGGAACGUGGCCGCUGCAUUUAUUAUAAGUCUAUGCAUAGCAGACUUUCUGUUCUGUGCUGUGGUGCUUCCGUUCGCCAUAUCGGGCUUCUGGACCCGCACGUGGUCACAUGGCGGCGCGCUCUGCAAGAUGGUGCCGUUCCUGCGAUACGGGAACGUUGGCGUCUCUCUGUUGAGCAUCGCCCUUAUUACUUUGAAUAGGUACAUAAUGAUAGCCCACCACAGCUGGUACGCGAGGGUAUACCGCAAGUACAACAUAGCGCUCAUGAUCGUGUUCUCGUGGAUGUUCUCGUACGGGAUGCAGAUACCGACGCUCAUUGGAGUCUGGGGUAAAUUCGACUACGAUCAAGAGCUAGGCACGUGUUCCAUAGUGCCGGACGAAAACGGUCGUUCGGCGAAGACCGCUCUCUUCGUGAUAGCCUUCAUCGUUCCUGCGCUCCUGAUCUUCAUCUGCUACGCAAGAAUAUUCUGGGUUGUGCACAGUUCGGAGCAAAGAAUGCGUGAACACCAACGCUCCCAACACAACAUCCCCGGGACCCUCAACAAUGGCAGUGACAAGCGUUCAACGAUUAAGGAUACGAGAGAAACCAAAGCACGUCGUAACGAGUGGAGGAUAACGAAGAUGGUCCUGGCAAUCUUCCUCUCAUUCCUUGUCUGCUAUCUUCCCAUCACUAUCGCAAAAGUCGCUGAUAGUCACGUACAUUAUCCUGUAUUCCACAUAGCCGGCUACCUCCUCCUGUACGCGAGCGCGUGCGUGAACCCGAUCAUCUACGUGAUAAUGAACGCGCAGUACCGCGCAGCAUACGCCGCCGCCCUCUGCUGCCCGCUCUCGCGUCUGUCGGGCCUCACCAGCGAGAAAUGGAACGAGCGUCACGGAUACAGCUUCAGCAACACACGAACGGUGCUAAGCCAAGUGUCGCUGGCGGACUCCAGAGCAGACCCUCGGGGCUCCCUGCCUUCUCCAAGGUAGAUUACCCCGGAUCCAGGCCGAGUUCCAGCAUGGGGCCAAGAACAGAGACAGUUACCAGCGGUUUGGGGUCAAGGGGCACCUUGAUCAAGAUGACAAGAUUCGAAAUUGACCAACGCUCUUAGCCUGUCGCUUUUUAGCUAGACGAACCAAAGAUAUUUUUUUUUUUUUAUUUUUACUAUAAGUACGCACUCCAGUUGUUGUCAGUGAUUAUUAUCGGCAAAAUUAAUAAUAUUUGCAAUGCUAAGAAAAUAAGAUUUUUAAUUUACAUUAAUAAGUCGCUGGCACUAGUAUUUACCGCUCUAAUGACGUCAUGUAGGGCAUUAGUACGUUUUACCGUAGAUGGAGUUCUCUGUCUACGUAUUUUACUAUCAAUUUACAAAUUCAUAGAAUUCAAUUUGAAAUGAAUUUUUAAAAUACAUUUUUUUGUUUUAUGGAUUGAAUUAAAAAUUAUUUCAGACAUUUUUAGAUUAUUUCUCAAAUAACGUAAAAUACCCUCAUAACAGCGUAUCUUUGAAAAGUUUCAGAAAGUAUUGAUACAUUCAGGAAGUAAGGAAAACUCAGUAUUAUACCAAUCCGUCCAGCUAGAAAGCGACAAGCAAACUAUAGCUUUAUUAGCUUUGUAUAUAGUUAGUGGCUUAUUUAUGAUUAUUAUAUAUUUAAAUAUAAGAGAAAUAUCAAAUGUAAUAUAAAGACAAAGACAUUUUAUAUUGUGCCUUAUUGUAUAAUAUGAAAUUAAAUAUAAAUUUUAGAAAGUUACCACCAUUCAAACCACCUAAGACACAUUCCAAAAUGUAGUUUGUAUUUGUAUAUUUGUACAUUCCCCUACAUUUGUAUAUUUUAUUUGGCUGAAUAUUUUUAAGGUAACGACCAAAGAUUUAUUCGUAUGAGUUCAAUUGAGAGUAUGAACGUUAAGUAAAAAGCUAGUAGAUAAUAGUCUGCAGAUGUAUCUUUUUAUUUGCAAUAUUCCAUCAUUAGAAUACUUCAAAUUACAUAUUAGUCGAAAUUUCAUAGAAAUUAAAAAGCACUGCCUACUCUGAAAACUCAUUACGAGCCUGCCCCAGCACCUGUAGCUAAGUGGCACGUCGGUUCUCUUUCUACAAUCGCUAACGCUUCGAAAUCUAUAAAAAUGUAAAAUAUGGGAAUGAUAUUUGCUGUCGGCAGGUCACGUGAUCGAGUUAUCGAUCGGAUCUGUCAUUCCCAUCCAAUAUUAUAGUUUUCGAAGCGUUAGCGUUUGUAGAAAGAGAAUCGAUGUGCCACAUGGCUACAGGCCCUGUACUGUAGAAAAGAAAUACUAAGGUCAUCCACCACGCUUCUACAGUUGAGGUUUUGAACAUUUGAAUUUAUCUAAUUAUACCAGCAAAUGUUAUUACAGUUGAACUCUCUUUUUAUCUGACACUAUUUCUACUUAUACAUUUUUUUAAACCAUUUACUAGGGAUUUCAUGAUUUUUAUGAAAAAUACCUACCUGCCUUAUGUAUUUAAAUUAAAGAAACAGUUAGGUAUUAAAUUCAAUGAAAUCGAAUACAUUACAUAAUAAUGUAAGUACUCGUAGGUAGGUACCUACAUUUGUAAAUUAAUUAAAAUAUUUUAAAUUAAAUGUAUCAUAAAUACUGCAAUGCCAUAAUAUUUUUUAAGAAAUCGAAAUUAAUUGACGGAUAUUACUGUAUCUUCAUAUUUUAUUUGUUUUUAUCUAUACUUAGCAAUAAAAUUACCGAUUUGGAUUGUUAAUUUUCAAUAAAAUAUACUAUAUACUUUUAAAGAA